CUUCCGGUCUCCGUACUGGAAUUUCAACUGCAUGACGUCAUUUACUCUGCCGACGAGAAAGUUGGUAUAACUCGAAUAGGGCUGACUUGCUUCUAGAGAAGCCUGGAUUUGUUACGGAGUUCUGGAAGUGGCCUGGAAGACGGAAUCUAUAACGAUGUGCCAUGCAUUUCGGUUAAUACGCACUAAAUAGAUGCCUGGACCAUCAUGCGGACUUUCGCAAAAAAAUAAAAAUAAAUAACAACAAGCAAUUAGAUGGAGGAACGGGAAGGUGAAGAGGGGUGUCACUGCGUGGGUUGCGGUGGGAGGAUCCUGGAUACAUUCUACGUGACAGUUCUCCAGGAGUCUUGGCACAACGCCUGCUUCCAGUGCUCGGAGUGCUGCGACCACCUGACCAACUGGUACUAUGAGAAGGACGGCAAGCUCUACUGCCGCAGCCACUACUGGGAGAAGUUCGGGGAGCUGUGUCACGGAUGCUCCCUGCUCAUGACCGGACCGGCCAUGGUGGCCGGAGACUACAAAUACCACCCGGAGUGUUUCGUGUGCCUGAGCUGCAAGGUGGUGAUCGAAGACCGAGACACGUACGCCUUGGUGGAACGCUCCAAACUUUACUGCGGGAAGUGCCACAAGCAGAUCGUCCUGACGCCCGUGCUGGAGAAGCUGUCGCCGGACUCGGCCCUGGACUCCCUGCCGCACACGGUCACCCUGGUCUCCAUGCCCGCCGCCACCAACGGCAAGAGGGGCUUCUCCGUGUCCGUCACCAGGGACUGCACCGGCACCACCACCGGCGUGCAGGUCAAAGAGGUUCUGUGGAUACACAUCAGUCCCGAGGUUCGGAAUGCCAUCCACGUCGGCGACAGUAUCCUGGAGAUCAACGGCCUGCCCGUGGGCUCGCUGAUGGAGGAGGAGGUGGAGGACCUGAUCCACCGGACCAGUCAAACACUGCAGCUGCUGAUCGAGUAUGAUCCAGUCAGGCAGCGGCUGGACAGGCUCAGGCUGGGGUCCUCGCAGGUCCGGCUUGGGAUGCCGGCGGCCUCCCGCAUGCGUCUGUCCUCGCCCUCCAGGACGGAGCUGGAGAGGACGGACAGCAUCGGGGAGGGCUCCCUGAAGAGACGCUCGCUGAGGCGCAGCAACAGCAUCUGUAAGUCUCCGGGCCCGGGGUCCCCCAAAGAGCACCCCGCGCUGUCCCGGGACAUCGGACGCUCCGAAUCCCUGCGCUCCUACAGCAGCUGCUCCCACCGGAUCUUCCGCCCCUGCGACCUCAUCCACGGGGAGGUGCUUGGGAAGGGCUUCUUCGGUCAGGCCAUUAAGGUGACGCACAAGGCUACGGGCGAGGUGAUGGUGAUGAAGGAGCUGAUUCGCUGCGAUGAGGAAACCCAGAAAACGUUCCUAAAGGAGGUCAAAGUGAUGCGGAGUCUGGACCAUCCCAACGUCCUGAAGUUCAUUGGAGUGCUGUACAAGGACAAGAGACUGAACUUAAUCACGGAGUACAUCGAGGGAGGCACGCUGAAGGACUUCAUUAGGGACAUGGAUCCGUUUCCGUGGAAGCAGAGGGUCAGUUUCGCGAAGGGCAUCGCCUCCGGGAUGGCUUAUCUGCAUUCGAUGAGCAUCAUCCACAGGGACCUCAACUCUCACAACUGCCUCGUCAAACUGGACAACACGGUCGUGGUGGCGGAUUUCGGGCUCUCCCGCCUGGUCGUGGAGGAGAAGACCCGCCCCCCGCCGGCCGAGAAGCCCUCCAACAAGAAGAGGAACCUGCGGAAGAUCGACCGCAGGAAGCGCUACACGGUGGUGGGCAACCCCUACUGGAUGGCCCCGGAGAUGCUGAACGGUAAACGAUACGACGAGAAGGUCGACGUCUUCUCCUUCGGGAUCUUGCUUUGCGAGAUUAUCGGUCAGGUGUACGCAGACCCAGAAUGUCUCCCCAGAAACAUGGAUUUCGGACUCAACGUGGAGAAGUUCUGGGAGAAGUUUCUUCCGGAAGAUUGCCCACCUGGGUUUUUCCCGCUGGCCGUGGCUUGCUGUGACCUCAUCUCUGAAAACCGGCCGGCCUUUGAGAAGCUGGAGGACUGCUUCGAGGCCCUGUCCCUCAACCAGGACCUGGGCAUCCCCCUGCCGGCCGAGCUGGAGGAGCUGCACCAGAGCCUGUGCCGCCUCCACGAAAGCAAACAGAACCAGGGUGCCGUCCCGCUGCAGCCCCCCGAAGAGCCGGAGGGCCUGGACAACAGCGGGACCUAGCCUGUCCCCACCCUCACCCAACUCAUCCA
This is a messenger RNA of Anguilla rostrata (American eel), 2264 nucleotides long. It is a transcript of the gene limk2, whose product is annotated as LIM domain kinase 2. Lineage: Eukaryota; Metazoa; Chordata; Actinopteri; Anguilliformes; Anguillidae. Gene Ontology annotation, cellular component: cytoplasm; nucleus. Gene Ontology annotation, molecular function: protein binding; ATP binding; protein serine/threonine kinase activity. The coding region runs from base 253 to 2235 and encodes 660 amino acids. The record is from RefSeq and is a predicted model, not a curated record. The transcript has 16 exons. Gene Ontology annotation, biological process: actin cytoskeleton organization; protein phosphorylation.